CCGCUGCCCUCCACCCCCACGGGCACCCCCGGAGGGCUGGGGACCAAAGUCUGGGUUUCUGAGAAAGCCGGAUAGGAACCCUAACUGGACUUUUUGGGACCCCCAGGAAGGACUUGAGGCCUGAGCCAUCCUCCUCUCUAGUCUGCCUGCUCCCCAGGACUGGGCAGGUGCCGGAGGCCCUGGGGGGGGGGCCCAGGACUGUGGUCGUGCCCCCCCCCACAUCCCAACAGGAUGGGCCCAAGUUAGUAAGCCCAGCCUCAGCCAGCAAGCUCCAGGCCCCGAGGGACUCCCGGGGGCUCUGAAAGCUUGACCUGCCUGGCCGCCAUGGAGACGAAGUUGCCCCCCGCAAGCACUCCCACCAGCCCCUCGUCCCCGGGACUGUCGCCUGUGCCCCCGCCCGACAAGGUGGACGGUUUCUCCCGCCGCUCCCUGCGCAGGGCCCGGCCCCGGCGCUCCCACAGCUCCUCUCAGUUCCGUUAUCAGAGUAACCAGCAAGAGCUCACGCCGCUGCCCCUGCUCAAAGAUGUGCCGGCCUCGGAGCUGCACGAGCUGCUGAGCCGCAAGUUGGCCCAGUGCGGGGUGGUGUUUGACUUCUUGGACUGUGUGGCCGACCUGAAGGGUAAGGAGGUGAAGCGGGCGGCCCUCAACGAGCUGGUGGAGUGUGUGGGGAGCACCCGGGGCGUCCUCAUUGAGCCCGUGUACCCAGACAUCAUCCGAAUGAUCUCAGUGAACAUCUUCCGGACCCUGCCGCCCAGUGAGAACCCUGAAUUUGACCCUGAAGAGGAUGAGCCCAAUCUGGAGCCGUCGUGGCCACACCUGCAGCUGGUCUAUGAGUUUUUCCUGCGUUUCCUGGAGAGCCCAGACUUCCAGCCCUCUGUGGCCAAGAGAUACGUGGACCAAAAGUUUGUCCUGAUGCUCCUGGAGCUGUUUGACAGCGAGGACCCCCGGGAACGUGAGUAUCUGAAGACCAUCCUGCACCGGGUGUAUGGCAAGUUCCUGGGGCUGCGGGCCUACAUCCGCAAACAAUGCAACCACAUCUUCCUGAGGUUCAUCUAUGAGCUGGAACACUUCAACGGUGUGGCUGAGCUGCUGGAAAUCUUGGGAAGCAUCAUCAACGGCUUUGCGCUGCCCCUGAAGACCGAGCACAAGCAGUUCCUCGUCCGGGUCCUGAUCCCCCUGCACUCCGUCAAGUCUCUGUCUGUCUUUCACGCCCAGCUGGCAUACUGUGUGGUCCAGUUCCUGGAGAAGGAUGCCACCCUGACAGAGCACGUGAUCCGGGGGCUGCUCAAGUAUUGGCCCAAAACCUGCACCCAGAAGGAGGUGAUGUUUCUAGGGGAGAUGGAAGAGAUUCUGGAUGUCAUCGAACCCUCCCAGUUUGUGAAGAUCCAGGAGCCCCUCUUUAAGCAGGUGGCUCGCUGUGUCUCCAGCCCCCAUUUCCAGGUUGCGGAGCGGGCUCUGUACUUCUGGAACAACGAGUAUAUCCUGAGCCUCAUUGAGGACAACUGCCACACGGUGCUGCCUGCUGUGUUCGGGACCCUCUACCAGGUCUCCAAAGAGCACUGGAAUCAGACCAUUGUGUCUCUGAUCUACAACGUGCUUAAGACCUUCAUGGAGAUGAAUGGGAAACUGUUCGAUGAGCUGACAGCUUCCUACAAGCUAGAAAAGCAGCAAGAGCAGCAGAAGGCCCGUGAACGCCAGGAGCUGUGGCAGGGGCUGGAGGAGCUACGACUGCGCCGGUUACAGGGGACCCAGGGGGCCAAGGAGGCCCCCCUGCAGCGGCUUACACCCCAGGUGGCUGCCACCGGGGCUCAGAGCUAG
Molecule: messenger RNA, 1818 nt
Organism: Orycteropus afer afer
Lineage: Eukaryota; Metazoa; Chordata; Mammalia; Tubulidentata; Orycteropodidae
Gene: PPP2R5B
Product: protein phosphatase 2 regulatory subunit B'beta
Biological process (GO): protein dephosphorylation; signal transduction
Cellular component (GO): nucleus; protein phosphatase type 2A complex; cytosol
Molecular function (GO): protein phosphatase activator activity
Source: RefSeq, a predicted model, not a curated record